AAUCUACGUCUGCUACGUCGCACGUAAGGUCAGGAGAAAAGAAGCAUGGCCGCUGUGUUGAGAGGGUGUCGGUAUCUAGUUGGAAGGUACCCCAAGCAUGUCGACUUUGCAUUUGUAUCCACAAGGUCUAUGGCCUCAAAGACACAAGUGGGGUUUAUUGGUCUGGGAAAUAUGGGAAACCCAAUGGCAAAGAACCUGCUGAAGCAUGGAUACCCAGUCAUCGCCACAGAUGUAUUCCCAGAGUCCUGCAAGGAAGUGCAAGAGCUGGGUGCACAGAUUGUGGAUAACCCUGCAGAAGUAGCAGACAAGGCAGACCGUAUUAUCACCAUGCUUCCUUCUAGUCCCAAUGUCAUAGAUGCCUACACUGGACCCAAUGGCAUUCUCAAAAAAGUGAAGAAAGGCUCACUCCUCAUCGACUCUAGCACCAUCGACCCAGCUGUUUCAAAGGAGAUGGCUGCAGCUGCUGAGAAGAUGGGAGCAGUGUUCAUGGAUGCACCUGUGUCAGGAGGAGUGGGAGCUGCCAGCUCGGGGAAGCUGACUUUUAUGGUAGGAGGAGCUGAGGAAGAAUUUACUGCAGCCAAAGAGCUCCUCAGCUGCAUGGGAGCAAAUGUGGUGUACUGCGGUCAGGUCGGAACUGGACAGGCUGCUAAAAUCUGUAACAACAUGCUCUUGGCCAUUGGGAUGAUUGGGACGUCUGAGACGAUGAACCUGGGGAUCAGACUUGGUCUUGAUCCAAAACUAUUGGCAAAGAUCCUGAACAUGAGUUCAGGCCGGUGCUGGUCUAGUGACACCUACAACCCUGUACCGGGAGUCAUGGAGGGGGUCCCCUCUGGGAACAACUACCAGGGGGGCUUUGGCACCCAGCUGAUGGCUAAGGAUCUAGGACUUGCACAGAACACCGCCACCAACACAAAGACUCCUGUCCCACUCGGCUCCCUGGCCCAUCAGAUAUAUCGUAUGAUGUGUGCACGUGGUUAUGCUAAUAAAGAUUUCUCCUCCGUGUUCCAGUUCUUGCGUGAGGAGGAGGGCCAGUAAUGUCAGCCUCCACCCCCGUCCACAGCCUUAACAGGCCUGGCCCUGCACAGGACUAGCGUAGUGUAGUUGGGGCACAUUUUGCCCCAAGGACUUUUUUUUUUUUUUCAAAGUUUGGAAAGACAUGAAGUUCUGUCCUUCAAUACAGUGACAGAUCGUGUGAGCACUUCUCUCACAUUGGAAAUCAUAUUUCCUGUGUGAAAAAGCCUUUUUAAAAGAAAAUGCAACACUCCUUUGAAUUUUAGAAGAGAGUUAUUUGUCAGACACUUAGAGGAUCCACGAGAGUAGCCAUGACUCUGCUGGUCCUACUGUAUGAAAAUGUAUUGAGUGUGGUGGGAAUUGUUAGUGAUACAAGUCGGUUUAUUAGCUCUGUUUGUCAAGGCUAAAUGACAGGUGAUGCGGUUAGGUCUCCGUAUAUUUAUCUUUUGUUUGUGAUUAUUUCUUUCCUUUGCUGUCUUUUUCUGUUCAGGAGUUUAUUUUCUCUUGGCACUGGCAAUGUUACUUUUGGAUAAGAUGUCAAUUCCUAUACUGUUGGGAAAUAAAAACAAAAUGUGAUGUCUUAAA
Molecule: messenger RNA, 1596 nt
Organism: Sphaeramia orbicularis (orbiculate cardinalfish)
Lineage: Eukaryota; Metazoa; Chordata; Actinopteri; Kurtiformes; Apogonidae
Gene: hibadhb
Product: 3-hydroxyisobutyrate dehydrogenase b
Exons: 8
Coding region: 46-1035 (329 amino acids)
Biological process (GO): L-valine catabolic process
Cellular component (GO): mitochondrion
Molecular function (GO): NADP binding; NAD binding; 3-hydroxyisobutyrate dehydrogenase activity
Source: RefSeq, a predicted model, not a curated record